AUGUGUGAUAAGCAUCCAGCGUCGGCUAUGCCAUCAGAGCCACCGAGGCCGGUCUUCUUCCUUACGCACCCGCGGACGGCAUCAAACUUGGUCAUGUACAUGCUCCAAGAUCAUCCCGGCCUUGGAACGAUCGAAUAUCCUUUCAUCGACACAUACUACUUUGGACAAGAAGCGUUGACUCUUAGGGAGAAUGCACGCAUGAACGAUGCAAAGAAACGCAUGCAAACCGACAAUGCUCUUUUUCAAACCUAUCAAGAGGCUUUCGAUCAGCWAGAGAAAUCCAUCGACAAUGUACAAGCAAUGCACAAGACACCAUUCAUUAAAGAGCACGUCCUCGCCAUUAUGAAACCAGAGGUCAUUCGCACACAUCUCAAGCGUGAGCUUCAAGCCCGACAGUCCACACCGCGGGUCGUAGAACGAUCCGGUGUUACGGAAGAUAAUGCUAGCGAACCUGCUGGUGUGGCGCACGAUGAUGACAAUCCCACGAUUCUACCAACAAGAUUUCUGCAUCGCACGAAGCCAGUGUUCCUCAUUCGUCAUCCGGCGCUGGUCUUUGAGUCCAUAUUGCGAGUCAGUGGACCAACAAUGGGAGCUCGCGUGGAGGACGACGAAUUUGCUGGCGUCGAAGCGAGCUUUCGCUGGACGAGACUUGUCUACGACUGGUUCACGACCUUCUCCAAUGCAGAUGCUGCAGGUCCGGUGAUAUUGAACGCUUACGACGUGGUUCAGAAUCCUGCAGUGGUCUCAAGCUUAUGCGAGCAGCUGCAGCUCGAUCCGGCCGGAGUUCGUUUCGAGUGGGACGCUGUAGCUCCCUCCGCCAUCGAAGCUCAAACUCCGUACCACCAGUUUUUCUUCUCAACGAUAGAAGGCUCGAGCGGUGUGCGUCGGGACAUGCAUUUUCCUAAUGAGGAGGAGGGCAUCGAUCUAGAUGCCAUGGCAGCAAAGUGGGAGCAAACGUAUGGCGGGAUGGUUUCUGCUGCGUUGAAAAUAUUAGUGGAGGCCGCGAUGCCUGAUUAUCUGUAUUUGAGCAGUCUUGCAUUCCGCGUACGAUAG
Ramularia collo-cygni is the source of this 1053-nucleotide messenger RNA. RefSeq lists its product as uncharacterized. Lineage: Eukaryota; Fungi; Ascomycota; Dothideomycetes; Mycosphaerellales; Mycosphaerellaceae. Bases 1 to 1053 code for a protein of 350 amino acids. The transcript is spliced from 2 exons. The record is from RefSeq and is a predicted model, not a curated record.